Molecule: messenger RNA, 738 nt
Organism: Microthlaspi erraticum
Lineage: Eukaryota; Viridiplantae; Streptophyta; Magnoliopsida; Brassicales; Brassicaceae
Source: the annotation of a GenBank genome assembly
AUGCAGCAUAAUCGAAGACCGAUCUCGAUCGGGUGCUUGAAUCAGAUCCCUGCCAAAUUCAUCGUAGGCCGUUUUGUCGGCACCAUGGGCGGGAAAUUGGGAGUGAUAGUCCUCGUCUUCUUCUUCUUGGGGUUGACAUGGUCUUGUGAUGCUAGAAACCCGAUUCUGGUCGAACCCUCCGAAUCAGGAGGUCAAGUUUGUGAACUGUGUGUUAAGUAUGCAACGCUGGCCAUCGAAUACCUUCGAGAUGACGACAACCAGAAGGCAUUGGUGGAGGCGCUUCACGUGAGCUGCUCUCAGAUUCCUCCUUUGCAAAAAGAGUGUCUUUCGAUGGUAGAUCACUAUACCCAACUUUUCUUCGCACAAGUCUCCGUUAUCAGGUCAGACCAAAUCUGCACAAGGCUUAGUCUCUGUCAAACAGUGAAGGGCGCACUUGCUGCUUCACAAGGAAACUGCGAGGCCUGCCGCGAGACAGUCUCGGAGCUUGCCACCCAGCUCAAGGAUCCUGAGACUAAGCUGAAGAUAAUUCGCUUACUUCUCAAUGAAUGCAAGUCGCUUAACAAUUACCAGGACAAGUGCAAGAAGAUGGUGUUCGAGUACGGGCCUGUGAUGCUUGUGAAUUUGGACAAGUUUCUCGCAAAGAAUGAUGUCUGCACUCUCCUUCACGUCUGUCCAGCUCCAAGUCCAUUCACCACCCACCUCCUUCCCUUCCUCGAGACUACUCUCGCUGAUUCCUAA